AAAGAAAUAUCUUAGAACGAUCUAAACCGUCCACGUGUCCCCAAGUUUAUCUCUCUGUCUGAACCAAACCGCCUUCUUCUCACAACCCUUAAAGAAAAAGUCCGAUCUCAUUCAUUUCUCAUUCCAAAAUCCGCGAAGCAAAAGUAUUUCUUCGAAACCCUAAAAAACUCGAUGAUGCUCAAGCAAGCUGCGAAGAAGGCUCUAGGGCUUACGUCACGUCAAUCAACGCCGUGGUCUGUUGGUAUCUUCCGAUCCUACCAUGAGAACGUCAUCGACCACUACGAUAACCCCCGCAACGUCGGGUCUUUCGAUAAGAAUGAUCCCAACGUUGGUACGGGACUCGUAGGAGCUCCUGCUUGUGGCGAUGUGAUGAAGCUUCAAAUCAAGGUCGAUGAGAAGACCGGUCAAAUCGUUGAUGCUCGCUUUAAGACUUUUGGUUGUGGUUCCGCCAUCGCUUCUUCAUCCGUCGCCACUGAAUGGGUGAAAGGCAAAGCUAUGGAUGAUGUCCUGACCAUCAAGAACACUGAAAUCGCAAAGCAUCUUUCUCUCCCACCAGUCAAGCUCCAUUGCAGUAUGUUGGCGGAGGACGCUAUCAAGGCAGCUGUGAAAGACUACAAGGAGAAGCGUGUGAAGACAAAUGGUGCUGCAGCAGCAGGAGAAACCACACAGGCUUGAUUCCUUUUACUAGUGUGUAUACCAUAAUGUGUAUAUGAUGGUGAAAACAGGGGAGAAGUAGAAGAGGAUACAUACAACCUAUGGUAUGUUGUAAGGUUCCAAGACUAAGAAGUAUUUUGAAUAAACUCUGUUGACAAAAACAUGUAAGAAUGAUUUUGCUUUUGCCCUCUAGUUUUUGCUGUUUUAUGCACCACCCAUGUGUUGUAAUGGUUUCUCUCUUCCUUGGGAGGUUUAUAACUUUGAAAGACAAGUUUACAGUUUUCAGUUUUGGUGUUCACAUUAUAAUUUUCUUUACAGUGGAACA
Messenger RNA from Arabidopsis lyrata subsp. lyrata, 979 nucleotides. RefSeq names its product iron-sulfur cluster assembly protein 1. The record is from RefSeq and is a predicted model, not a curated record. Gene Ontology annotation, molecular function: 2 iron, 2 sulfur cluster binding; ferrous iron binding. NCBI's taxonomy places the organism in Eukaryota, Viridiplantae, Streptophyta, Magnoliopsida, Brassicales, Brassicaceae. Gene Ontology annotation, cellular component: mitochondrial matrix; cytoplasm. The transcript has 3 exons. Gene Ontology annotation, biological process: intracellular iron ion homeostasis; iron-sulfur cluster assembly. The coding region runs from base 172 to 675 and encodes 167 amino acids.